AUAAAUCAAACGUACGCAGUAAGUGAUACCGCGAGUGAUUGUACACACAACAGUGUGCGCGCCAGUUUCAAUUGACCGUCAAUGAAAAUUCUUAAUACAAUCCAUUGAUACUUUGAUUGUCCGCGGAGACGACGCAUGUGUGAAUAAAUACUGUGAAUAAUAUUUAAUUGUUGUUAAAUCGGACCAAAAUGGCUUAUCAAAAUUGCCUGAUGGGUGCUUCGUUGUUGACAGUGAUUUUGUUAGAAGGGUUGUUAUUGCUGAAGGAAGCUAGCGGAUCAAGACUUCCUAUGGAAGUACUAACUCACAGGCCGGAUCACAUCCCGCUGCACGCACGAGCCCAUCACUAUGAGCACAGGCCGCACAAAAUACACUCCAUAGUGGACCGGGGACCUCUCAGAGUGCUUUAUCAAGUCGGGCGUUCGGAAGCAGAUCUUCCCGAGUGCCGAGCGCGUGCCGUCUGCAAUAAAGUCGACCUGUACGACAGCGGCGCGCCGUGGGUCGAGCGCCAGUGCCGCUGCGUGGCUCCCGACGGCGGCGAAGCCCCCUGCCCCAGUACGGCAAACGCCGAAGAUGGACAUACGCUCGUAGAUAAAACGAGGCACUAUAAACUUUGCGAGCCCAUCAAGAGGUUGCCAAAAUGCAGAUAUUUCCGGGACACCACAUGGACACUGACGACGUUACCGGAAGCAAAUGCAACGGAACAAGUCGUGCACUGUCAUUGUCCGCGCAACGCGGUCACCUAUCUCAUCAAGAGGCAGGCGUACAAAACGGCCAAUGGCCAAACGAGCUAUCAAUAUUCCUUCGCCUGCUCGCCACAAAGUAGAUUACGAUGCCAACGUAAAGAGCCUUGCCGACUAUUCACUGUCCGCAAAAGGCAAGAAUUCCUCGAAGAAGUAAACAGUAGCACCCUGUGCCAAUGCCCGCGAGACCAUCAUUGUCCCCGACACCACACGGACCCGGGUUCGAUAUCGGGCAAAAGCUACACCGAAGAAUCAAUACGCACGUAUUCAGGCUAUUGUAUGCCCAGCUAG
This is a messenger RNA of Ctenocephalides felis (cat flea), 1031 nucleotides long. Its product is annotated as protein giant-lens-like. The coding region runs from base 189 to 1031 and encodes 280 amino acids. The transcript has 4 exons. The record is from RefSeq and is a predicted model, not a curated record. NCBI's taxonomy places the organism in Eukaryota, Metazoa, Arthropoda, Insecta, Siphonaptera, Pulicidae.